AUGGCUCCGUCUUUAGAUAGUCCAACCUCUCCUUUGACUUCAACGCAAUGCGUGCAAAAUCCAACCACGACCACCACCGGAACAAAUAAUGUUACAUCGUUAGCUUCGCCCAUAUCUUUAGCCACUCCUCCAAAUAUUCCCGCAAGUUUAUCCUCAAAUAAUAAUCAAACCGUUUUGACAAAUAAUUUCGAUUUGCAAGAAAUAUUGUCACAAUUCGGAACGCAACCUGAUCUAUUAAAAAUUAUUUUGACUUCAAAAGUCGAAGAGGAUAAGCGUAGAGCAGAAGAAGCUAAAUUACGUGUUCGGGAAAUUGACUUGAUGCUACUGGAUCGUUAUAGACAAAGAAGAUUCGCGGAACACGUUGAAGGUAUGGAUGUUUAUCUGACACCUGAUGGACCGUCGUCGACUUACGCGUUAUUUAACAAUAAUCUUGCUUCUUCAAUACAAAAUAUUCCUAUCGAUAACAACGCAAUUUCAUCUUCGUAUAAUCACGCAAAAUGUAUAGCUCAUUGUGGUUUGAAUGGUACUCCGAGCAAAAGAAAACGCAAGCGCCGUGAAAUGCUUCCAGUUACAAUGAUCAUCGAAACCAAAGAUAAUCCUUAUAAAGAUGCCUAUUUAUGGAAAAAUAACGGAAAUACAACUCAACGAAAAACAGGAAAUAAAAGUGUUUAUUAUAAAUGUUCUAAUAGCAAUAAAGGUUGUCCCGUUAAUAAAACUGUUACUGAAAAAGAAGAUGGAUGGAUGAUUAAAUAUCGUGGACAUCAUUUAGAAGAUUGCGGGAAAAUUAAAAGGAUUGUUCAAUCUUGA
Entrophospora sp. SA101 is the source of this 807-nucleotide messenger RNA. The record is from the annotation of a GenBank genome assembly. NCBI's taxonomy places the organism in Eukaryota, Fungi, Glomeromycota, Glomeromycetes, Entrophosporales, Entrophosporaceae.